AGCGACUCACGCUCCCUGCGCGCCGCCUCCUGCUCCGUCUCCCAGACAGAGGUUGUUCCAGAGCUCGGUGGAGGCCCCCGGGGCCCCGGGGCCCCGUCUGGACGUCACUCACAGCCCCUCAGCAGAGGAGCUGCUGGCCCACAAGGUCCUGCAGAGCUUGGAGGAAGAACAGGCUGAGAGCAAGAGGAGCUUGGAGCAGCUGAGGCGCUGGCUGGACGGCGACCCGUUGGACCAUCUGUCCACUCCGCUCUUCAUGCCGUCCUCCACCCUGCUGUCCUCACCAACCACCAUGAAGGUUGCUCCUUCAGGCCGGACCCAAGACGCUGCUGCAGCCACGCAGAGGCCUGAGCUGGAUCAGCGUGUGGACGGGCCUUCCUGGUCCAAAGCGCCUCCGGUACCGCUGGCUCGGAGGAUGCAGGACCUGGAGCGUCAGAUCCUGGCGAGCAGAGAGGAGGAGCUGGCCUGCAGGCUGAAGCUGAGCGGGCUGCUGAGCAUCGUGGACGACUGAAGAGGUUCUAGAUGGACCGCUUGCUUCUGGGCUCCAUCAUGGCUUUAGUUUUUAUCAUCAGCUGAAAUAAAAUCAGCAUUUUUAGGAAUAUGGGCUUAAAUGUUUUGUUUGGGUUUGUUCCUUUUUAGAGUCGUUACAGUCGGGUUUGUUUCUUUUAUUGGACUCAGAUGUUAAAUUAAUGUGUUGAAGUCCUUUUAUUUUCCAUUGGGCUCAGAUAUUAAAGAGAGAUUUUCAUGUUAAA
Molecule: messenger RNA, 749 nt
Organism: Fundulus heteroclitus (mummichog)
Lineage: Eukaryota; Metazoa; Chordata; Actinopteri; Cyprinodontiformes; Fundulidae
Product: germinal-center associated nuclear protein-like
Exons: 3
Source: RefSeq, a predicted model, not a curated record